Messenger RNA from Polyodon spathula (Mississippi paddlefish), 1673 nucleotides. RefSeq names its product tubulin folding cofactor C (gene tbcc). Bases 390 to 1481 code for a protein of 363 amino acids. The record is from RefSeq and is a predicted model, not a curated record. Gene Ontology annotation, molecular function: tubulin binding. The transcript has a single exon. Lineage: Eukaryota; Metazoa; Chordata; Actinopteri; Acipenseriformes; Polyodontidae. Gene Ontology annotation, cellular component: cytoplasm. Gene Ontology annotation, biological process: post-chaperonin tubulin folding pathway; tubulin complex assembly.
GCUUAUCACCGAUACAAAGUGCUAAUCAAGCUGAGAAAAACACCCUGCAUUGACCCUUAUUGACUGUAUAACAAAUCAAAGCCGAAAAUAACUCUCUCCUCAAUAAAUACACUGCCACAACUAAAAGAAACGGCAGGGUUUCUUUCUCAGUGGGGGCAAAACAGAGUUAUAAUCUAACCCAGUGUUUGCAGACUCAUUGAAAUAGUGUAAUAACCGCGGGGCGGGACUUCUUUAAGAGGUCAUAAACAGUGCCCCUUGACUCAACCAACGAACACCAAUGAAAAGUGCGCAUACAAGAAGGGACCGGGUAGAUUCGCCCACUGAGAUUGGGGUUUAUUCGGAAGUGGCUAUCCGCGCAGUUGCGCGGUUCCUGUAAUAGCACAGUGUUGAUGAGACUGAAAGAUUGCAAGAUGGAGCCGCAUUCCGUUAUCGAAGUCGGGGAGACCUGCCAGGGAAACGGGGGCGUGGAGCCGGGCAGGAUGGCGAGGAUCCCGGAGAGGCUCCAGAAGAGGGACCAGGAGAGGCAGGAGGAGCUGGAGAGGCGCAAAGAGGCGAAGGGGAGCAAGGAGGUAACGGAGGAAAAGAGCGACUUCUUCACCAGCACUUUCUCCAAGCAGAAGGCGGAUAUCGAGGACAUGCUGGCGAGCGGCGGUGAGGCGGUGCCCGGGUCGCUGGCAGGUCGGUUGGAGGAUAUCUCGGCUCGGAUCCAGCAGCUGCAAAAGUUUCUCAACGACAGCAUGGUGUUUCUGCCCCAGUACGAGCUGCGGCAGGCCCAGUCCGCCUUGCAGAAGCUCCAGAGCGACCUGGCAGAGAAGAGAGGCGAGCUGCUGCCGAAGAAGAAGUUUGCCUUCCGAUCGCGCAAUGUCGGGGCAAAUAUCAAAGAGACCCCCGAACCUAGGAAGGGGGGCAAGCAAGCAAGCACACCCAUUGAGUUGACAGACGCCUGUGCCACCGCGCCUCCAGUUAACAGCGAUGAUGUCAGCGCGCAGUGCGGCUUUUCCAACGUGAACUCGCAGGUUCUGAUCAAGAGGGCGGAAGAGAUUAGUCAGAGGGACGUGUUGCUCACACACCUGUCCAGCUGCACGGUGAAGCUGUUCGGAGCCCCGAGCACCCUCCAUAUCAAACACGUCAGGGACUCCACCAUACUGUGCGGGCCCGUUUCCAGCUCCGUCUUCAUCGACCACUGCUCGGGUUGCACCUUUGCGUUCCCGUGCCAGCAGCUGCGUACUCACAACACGACAGAUAGCCAGGCGUACCUGCACGUCACCAGCCGGGCCAUUGUAGAGGACUGCAGCGGGGUGCGAUUUGCACCCUUUAGCUGGAGCUACCCGGGCCUGGAGGAAGACUUCCAGGUGUCUGGCUUAGACAGGGAAAGAAAUAACUGGACUCAGGUGGACGAUUUCAACUGGCUGGUGAGUGACGCCCCUUCUCCCAACUGGAGUGUCAUUCCCGAGGAGGAGAGGAAAACUACCUGGGAUUAAAGUCAUGUGAAAGGGGUUGCAAUAAAACCUACUCGAAUUGCUUGUCUGCCUGGUUUCAGUAUCGGGCCCCACACCUGACAUGUAUUUCUGGAUGCCACAGAGUAACACGAACCUGUUCAGAUAACACUAUGUAACACAAUUUUUGUUCCUGGGUAGUAAGUGUUAUUUCCUAAUUGCUUAUGCCUCAAAAGU